GGCUCCGAGCUGGGCUAUCAAAGCCGCUCGGACCUCUCACACGAUAAUCUUUUCGCAUCUGCCUGCUGUCUCUUUCCCCCACCUUCAACUCACCUUCCCACCGCUCUUCUCCCGCUUGCAAGUUCCAUCCCUGCGACCUCUCCUGCAACAUUCACGACAGAAUUCCCAUCCCUGCGACCACUCUCCACAUUCAUCGGAAUGAUGGACGACUACGGCCAGCCCAAGCCCCGCCACUCGUACAUUCACAUGCCCCAGCCCGGCCGUCGCGGCCUCUUGGUCCAUAGCCACCAACAACCCAACGGUGCCGCACCCACUGGUGUUGCGCCAGGCGGGUAUGGCUAUGGCUACGGCGCUGGCUAUGGCUACGGCGUCGGGGCGGUCGGCGCCUACUACCCUGGGGUAACUCCCUCCAAUUCCAUGAUCUACCCCCUCUACCACGGCCCGAACGUGUCUACCAGCACCUACUCCGACUACUCCAACUAUCUUUCUCCCUAUUCUUACUCCAAUUAUUACUCUCCAUACUACAGCAGCUACGGCUGCGGUCUCGGCCUCAGUGGUGGCUAUGGCGUGUAUGCUAACUACUAUUACCCGUACCAGAGGUCGUACUACUACACUUCGGGCGUCGCUGCUGCUCCCGCCUAUUCGUACGCCUAUCCCGCCACCACUACGACGACUGUCCUGCAACCGGCGGCAACGACGUACACUGUCACGAACGGCACGGUCCCGGUAACGACCACAGCAUCAGUCGCAGCUCCUCGCGUGCCGACUCGCGAUGAGAUCCAGAAUGAGAACGUGCGGAUCGCUAUACAGCGCGGUGCCACCAAUGCGCGGAGAAUCAAGCCUGCAGACGCGCUCCCGGAUGAUCCGUUUUGGUGCAAGGAGCGCAAUGGCGAGUGGCAUCUGCGGUCGUUCUAUCAGAUCGAAAAUGAGUGCCAGCCGGGGCUCUGGAAAAUUAACGCAGAGAGCGGCAUGCUCACCUUCGAGCGCCUUUGA
Trematosphaeria pertusa is the source of this 993-nucleotide messenger RNA. RefSeq lists its product as uncharacterized. Lineage: Eukaryota; Fungi; Ascomycota; Dothideomycetes; Pleosporales; Trematosphaeriaceae. Gene Ontology annotation, cellular component: mitochondrion. The coding region runs from base 199 to 993 and encodes 264 amino acids. The transcript has a single exon. The record is from RefSeq and is a predicted model, not a curated record.